Phycomyces blakesleeanus NRRL 1555(-) is the source of this 1808-nucleotide messenger RNA. RefSeq lists its product as hypothetical. The coding region runs from base 394 to 1755 and encodes 453 amino acids. NCBI's taxonomy places the organism in Eukaryota, Fungi, Mucoromycota, Mucoromycetes, Mucorales, Phycomycetaceae. Gene Ontology annotation, biological process: proton export across plasma membrane; sodium ion export across plasma membrane; regulation of membrane potential. Gene Ontology annotation, cellular component: plasma membrane. The transcript has 10 exons. The record is from RefSeq and is a predicted model, not a curated record. Gene Ontology annotation, molecular function: sodium:proton antiporter activity.
AAAGCCCCAAGCACAAGAAUAAGAAUAAUAAGAAGAAGUUUUUGACGUUUUUGCCAAAAAAAAAACAUUAUAAAAAGACCCCUUUCUCCUAUUUAUCUCUUACGCUCUAUCCAUUUCAUGAUCUGUUGUUCUACCAUCUUUAUUUCCACAAUUUUCCAAGCUAGCUGAUACGUUGCCAACACAACAUAACACAAUACCAGAAAUAUUUUAUAAAGAGACAAUAACUAAUAUCCUACUUUAUUUACCCCUCUUUUUUUUGUACAAAAAAAAAUCACCCCUACAUAAAUAUAUACUUAUAUACUUUACCUGUUUGAGAGCAAUCUUCUCUUUACAAAGCCUAACAAAGAAAAGAAAAGCAAAAGAUACAUACAUAAUCACAUACGCAACAGUUCAAUGGAAGAUACCGUUUCUGUUAUCGCUGCCACAUUUGGUGGGCUCAUGUUAUUCUAUGCUCUCUUUUCAUUAUUACUCAAAGACAGGCUAUACAUUUCCGAACCAUUGGUUGCUCUUGCUGGUGGUAUUCUUCUAGGUCCAGCCUGUCUUGAUUGGUUAAACUUUCAAGAACUGACUAGCACACCAGACUUUACCCGUGAAUUUACUCGUAUAAUCAUUGCUAUCCAAGUCAUGGCCGCAGGUGUGUCUCUUCCGAAAGCUUAUUUACGCACCGAACUGCGGUCUCUUCUUGUGCUCUUGCUACCCGUAAUGAUAUGGAUGUGGUUAGUCAGCGGGCUAUGCGUAUGGUGGAUUAUUCCUAAUCUUGGAUUUCUCGAAGCGUUGGUAAUCGCCUCUUGUUUUACUCCAACAGACCCGGUAUUGGCAAGUUCAAUUGUCCAAGGCAGGUUUGCUGAGACACAUGUACCUGAGAACAUUCGUCAUAUUCUACUUGCAGAAAGUGGUGCCAAUGAUGGGCUUGGAUAUCCGUUUCUAUUCCUAGCCAUCUACCUUGUACAGAUGACUAUAGGUCCAGCUUUGCAAAAAUGGACUCUUUUUGUGCUCGGAUACCAGAUCAUUUUUUCUGUGAUUAUUGGAUUUGUUGUGGGGUAUCUUGCUCGCAAGGGAUUACAGUUUGCCGAAUCAAGACGACUUGUUAACAAGGAGUCAUUUUUGCUAUUCUCAAUUUCAUUGGCACUUUUUCUUAUGGGAACUGUGGCUAUGAUUGGAAGUGAUGACCUAUUGGCAUGCUUUAUUGCCGGAAACGCCUUCACAUGGGAUGAUUGGUUCCGGGUCGAAACAAAGAAUUCUAGCUUUAUGGAGGUCAUUGACUUGAUCCUUAACUUGAGCAUCUUUGGCUAUAUUGGUGCAACAAUCCCAUGGGGUAGCUUUAUCAAUUCAGCCAUCGGUCUCUCAUUUGGCAAUCUACUGAUUCUAGCCAUUCUGGUACUUUCGUUGAGGAGAUUGCCAAUAAUCAUGGCUUGUUAUCGCUGGGUUCCUGCCAUAAAUACCUGGCGUGAAGCUCUGUUUGUGGGCUGGUUUGGUCCGAUGGGUGUGGGUGCCCUGUUCUACUACGCCGAAACCAUGCGUCACAUCAGCCCUCAAGGCCGAACUGCUUCUGCUUAUCUAGUAAUUGAGCCCAUCAUCUAUUUUAUGGUCCUGUCUUCUGUUGUCGUCCAUGGAGGCACCGUCCCAUUUUUUACCUUGGGAUCUUAUGCCAGGCGGUCUCUCUUACCAACCUUUGGAACCCUUGCUGAUGACACAAAGAAUGAUGAUAAUCCAGUAAAUCGUACUUCUGGGUAUGGAUCAAUUGCUACAUCCUAAAGAGACUGCAUAAUACUUUAUUUAUUAUUCUUAUCAUAAGAUUUACUACAAUC